UGGUAACAAGCUUGGCCUACAACAUUCAAUCAAAAAUAGUAUUCAAAUUAUUAAAUUUACACAAAACACUCUUCUGUUGACAAAAAUGAGUGUAAUAAGCGAUAAGAAGAACAGCCUAAUAGUACCAUCGAAUGCAAGUCUUGUGGAAAGAAAGCAUGUAGAUUUGCCGGUUUAUCCUAAACCACUGCCGGAACGAGAUAUUUCAUUCAAGAUCGAUGAAAAUGGAUUCACUUGCGUGGAAAAGGCGGCUUUACGCAAUGCAUGGCGCCUAAUUGAGCCCUUCCAGCGACGUUUCGGCAAGGAUAACUUCUAUAAUUUUCUCACUACACACCAAGAUUUAAUCCACAACUUUAGGCUCGACCCUAGGUCUAGUGACUCCCCAAUCAAUCUGUCUAAGCUCCAUGGGCAUGCCUUGGCUAUGAUGAAGCUUCUCGCGAGACUGGUGCAAACAUUGGAUAUCAACUUACAAUUUCGGUUAGCCCUUGACGAAAACUUGCCCGCACAUUUAAGGAGAGGAAUCGAUCCAUCCUAUAUGAAAAUGUUGGCCACUGCCCUCAAGAGAUACAUAUUGGAGUCGUCGGUAAUACAAAAUCAUAAUUCAUCCACUUUAACCUCCGCUUUGACCCAAUUGGUUUCAAUAAUUGGGGACUUUGCCGUGGUCGAAGAGGCGAGAAAACGAGCUAUGUCCACGGCCCUAAGGCCCUCGGCUUUUGCCGAUAUGCAAUCUAAUACGAAAGAGUCCUUGAUUGAAAAAUGAUUAAGUGUGCUAUGAAAAAUUUAGCGAGGGCUAAAAUAAAAUUAUAUUGUUAAUA
Molecule: messenger RNA, 812 nt
Organism: Drosophila ananassae
Lineage: Eukaryota; Metazoa; Arthropoda; Insecta; Diptera; Drosophilidae
Exons: 3
Coding region: 86-757 (223 amino acids)
Molecular function (GO): heme binding; oxygen binding
Source: RefSeq, a predicted model, not a curated record